UGAGUCUUGUUCAUUACAAUUUACACAUUAAUCUCUCAAGUGAAGUGACACCACAAUCCUCUCAUCUCUCACAACCAUGCCUUCCACUCUCUUCCUCAUUCUUCUCCUUCUCCCUCUCUCCUCCCUCUCCCACCUCUUCUCUCCCCCCGACAACUACCUCAUCAACUGCGGCUCCUCCGCCCCCUCCACCCUCGUCGACCACCGCCCCUUCUCCGGCGACCUCUCCGGCCACCACCGCUUCCCCUUCUCCCCCUCCCCCCACGCCGUUUCGCUCCAAAAUAACAACCCCCUCCCCAAUCUCCCCCCAAUCUACCACACCGCUAGGGUUUUCACAAGCCCCGCAAGGUACACCUUCCCCAUCUCCGACAAAGGCACCCACAUCGUUCGCCUCCACUUCCACCCCUUCACCACCCCAAUUCUCGAUCUGGGUCGCGCCCAAUUUCACGUCUUGGUCAACGCCCACGUCGUUCUCAGCAACUUCACUCGCUUACUCAGCGACCCCACAACAAACCCUAGAAUCGUCGAGUAUCUCAUCUGGGUCGACGCCGAGAGCCUCGCCGUCGUGUUUGUUCCUAACAAAGACUCCAAAUUGGCGUUCGUCAACGCCAUUGAGGUUAUUUCCGCGCCCAAGGACCUUGUCCCUGACACAGCACAGUAUUUGAGUUCGUCGAAAUUAGAGAAAUUUGAGGGUUUGAACCAACAGGCUCUUGAAGUUGUUCACAGGGUCACUGUUGGGGGUGUUAAAGUUACCCCCUUUAAUGAUUCCCUGUGGAGAACUUGGAUUCCUGAUGAUGGGUUUUUCAGACCAAGUGUUGGGUCGGAAAAGCUUUACUUUGGUGGUAGGAUCAAGUACCGUGUUGGAGGGGCUAGUCGUGAGGUUGGACCUGAUAAUGUUUACAAUAGUGCUAGGUUGAUUAGGAGUAAGAAUGAUUCUGUUCCUAAUGUUAAUAUGACUUGGGUGUUUCCUGUUGUUGGAGGGUACAAAUACUUGGUUCGGUUGCAUUUCUGUGAUAUUGCUAGCAUUUCGCUUGGUUUGCUUUACUUCAAUGUGUAUGUCAAUGGGAAUUUGGCUUAUGAAGAUUUGGAUCUCUCUUACGUUUUGAAUUCGCUGGCUUCGCCGUUUUACGCGGACUUUGUGGUUGAUGGAGGAGAUGAUGGGGCCUUGAGUGUUGGUGUAGGUCCUUCGAAGAGGAGCAUGCCGCAUGUCAUCGAUGGGAUAUUGAACGCGGUUGAGGUUAUGAAGUUGAACAAUUCGCGCAGUAGCCUUGAUGGAGAGGUUUGUGCUGAUUUUGUUAUGAAGAGCUGGUCGACGGGGAAUAAUACAGGUUUGCUGUUUACUUUGGUGGCUGCUGUUUGCAUUGUGUUGAGCUUGUCCAUAGUGAUUCGUAGGAGGUUGACUGGAUCGAGGGAAUCUGUGUCUUGGUCAAGGUUGCCUGUGAAUUUGUCGGAUGAUAGUGUUAAGAAUUAAGAUUGGUGAUAUGUACUUAUAUAGUUAUAUCAAAAGAUUGGCCAUAUUUAGUCAGCAAUUUAAUAAGUUGUGUGUAAAAUAUCAGCAAAUCUAGCCAUUUGAGGUGGCUUUCAUGAGAAAAAGAGAAACAUGAAGGAGCAUGCUGCCGAUCAAGCUAGAAAAGGAAGACAUUCUGAAAGCCCGGCUAAUACCAAUGUUUUAGGGAUUGUUGUAUUAUAUCUAAGUUGCCUUACUUGUUUAUAUCAUAAUAUUAAGGCAUCCCUUUUGCCUCUAGACUUUGUUUUCUUACCAUUGUUAAUUUUGCUCUGUUUUGUAAUGUUGUAGCUUUCCUCAUUGUUAUUGCUUGAACUUUUGAAAAUACGUAUGUAACUUUCAUAUUGAGUGGUUGUAUGAAUAUAUAUACUGAUGCCCCAAAUUAUCUGUAAUGGUUUAUGCCUGGACCGAGUUUUGUUUAAAUUAAUCAUGGAGCAAUUUUCAAA
Messenger RNA from Glycine soja, 1947 nucleotides. Its product is annotated as probable receptor-like protein kinase At5g24010. The transcript has a single exon. NCBI's taxonomy places the organism in Eukaryota, Viridiplantae, Streptophyta, Magnoliopsida, Fabales, Fabaceae. Gene Ontology annotation, molecular function: protein kinase activity. The coding region runs from base 77 to 1468 and encodes 463 amino acids. The record is from RefSeq and is a predicted model, not a curated record.